Rodentolepis nana is the source of this 1296-nucleotide messenger RNA. NCBI's taxonomy places the organism in Eukaryota, Metazoa, Platyhelminthes, Cestoda, Cyclophyllidea, Hymenolepididae. The record is from the annotation of a GenBank genome assembly.
AUGGUUGUCAGGAAGAGAUUGUUCAAACUUUUCACUCUACUUGCAGCGAUUUGUGCAAUCUUUAUGAUCUACAGAAUUUCCACUGCGGAUAAAUGGAAGUUGGUCUCUGAGAGACCGUGUAAGUGGCCGCCUUCAGCUGUCGAAGACAUCUUGGUGAAUGGGACUUAUAAUAUCACCAUCUGUGCAAAAUUGAGCAUUGACGCCAUUCAAGAUGAUCAGCCGAAGAGAUACCUCCUAAGCGAUCUAUUCAAUGUGCAUGAUAAAGAUGAAACGGUUACCUUUGAAAGUCUCCCCAAGUUGUCAAAGAAAAUUUGGAAGAAAGUAAAAUAUCCAAGAAUUUAUGACACCUAUCCACAAGACGUCCCAAUGGAAGAGAUUGUAUAUAACAUCAAAGCCGGAAAAACAGUUUCUCACCUGCCUGCUUAUAAUUUCCCGAUAAAAAUCCUCGAAACAAGUAAAUCGGUCUGUGCAGAAGGCACCGAGCACGAUCUUGUGAUAGUUGUCAAAAAUGCCGUCUAUAAUUCCAAAAUUCGAAAUGAAUUCCGCGAUUUCAUGAGGAAUCAGGCUCUUAUGUAUCCAGACAUCAGAGUGGGCUACGUUUUCAGUGUCGGACUGCCAAGAUCUCAUGGUGGACGACACUUCAUUCGCGAUGGACAUCUCGUGAGCUUAGGUGGGUCUGGGGGCGAAAUGCUUGAAAUCUACGAUGGUAAGCGGAAUUUAAUCAUGGAGACCAUUAAAAAUGAGAUUGAAUUGUACGAUGACAUCAUCCUUGGUGACUAUGAGGACACCUAUUUCAACCUCACUUGGAAGACAGUAACAAACCUACGUUGGCUUUCGGCUUUCUGCAAUAAGACUCAAGGCGAUUUCUUCAUGGUUCUCGAUGACGAUCAUCGAGUGAAUAUAUCCGCGAUCCAUGAGUUCAUGCAAUCAACGCCAAGAUCCGAUCUGCGAAACUUUCUUCACGGAAAAAUCAGCUAUAGAGAUAAGGCCUCGCGAUCACCUACAUCCAAGUUUUUUAUGUCAACCAAUGAGGUUCCGUGGAGUAGGAUGGCGCCCUAUCCGAGAGGAAUGUCUCAACUGAUUGGAGCUGAUAUUGUAGAUGAUAUGGCAAUAGCAUCGGCUUAUACGCGAUAUGAUUUCUUGAAUGAGGACGUAUUUCUUGGUUUGGUGGCUAGGAAGCUUGGAAUCACUCUCAAAAGCUUGGAUACUUUGUACGAACAUUCCGAUUACCUUCGGCAUCUCCAUGACACUAAACACCCUUUGGUUGCUCUAAAGCCUUAUUUUUCCAAAUCCUAA